AUAUGACUUAUCUAGAGCCGUAAUAGAACCAUAGGUAAUUAGGGGCCUCAUAAAGUAAUUUAACCCGGUUCUUUAAAACCAGAACAAAAAGAAAAUAGCUUGAACCAGUUAUUGAAAAAUGGCAGCCUCAGCUUUUCCUAUUACUGGCAGCAUUGUCCCAUCUACUCCACGCCAUUCCUUCCUUACCCAACCUUCUGCGUCCGUAGUGGUAUGGCAUUUGGUGGGGAAGCAGCACUCAAGACUGUUAACACAUACGAGAGGCCAUGCAUUUCGUAUGCUAGCCAAUCCUGAUAAAUCAUCUGGAAAGGAUAGUUUUAGGAAAGAAGUACUAAUGGUUGAUCCACUGGAAGCGAAGAAAUUAGCUGCGAAACAAUUAGCAGAAAUUAAAUUAAAAGAAAAUUUUAAGAGAAGACGUCAGAUAGAGGCAAUUAAUGGAGCAUGGGCAAUGCUCGGUCUCACGGUUGGUUUAGUCAUCGAAGGUCGUACAGGAAAGGGUAUUUUGAGUCAGUUGGAUGGAUAUUGGCAUGCUAUUCUGAACUUAUUUAUGAGAUCAUAGACAGUUCCAGACGCCAGGUGCAAGGCGCCCUUCAAAUUACCGGCAUUUGAAGUUAUACAUACAAUCAUAUCGACACCGAUGAACGUUGUACAUGUACGAACGAUUAAAUUUCACAUUUGACAUUCUUUUUAUUUCUUGUAUAUGUUCUUAUCAUGAUUCAUGUAAUCAGACUCAUUUUUUAUGACUUUUCCAACAAAGUAUCCAAUGACAGGGAUAAUUCUCUGUUUUAUUUUGU
Messenger RNA from Amaranthus tricolor (Joseph's coat), 791 nucleotides. RefSeq lists its product as uncharacterized. The transcript is spliced from 5 exons. Gene Ontology annotation, cellular component: chloroplast thylakoid membrane. The record is from RefSeq and is a predicted model, not a curated record. Lineage: Eukaryota; Viridiplantae; Streptophyta; Magnoliopsida; Caryophyllales; Amaranthaceae. The coding region runs from base 119 to 556 and encodes 145 amino acids.